Molecule: messenger RNA, 2745 nt
Organism: Morchella sextelata
Lineage: Eukaryota; Fungi; Ascomycota; Pezizomycetes; Pezizales; Morchellaceae
Exons: 3
Coding region: 1-2745 (914 amino acids)
Biological process (GO): maturation of SSU-rRNA from tricistronic rRNA transcript (SSU-rRNA, 5.8S rRNA, LSU-rRNA)
Cellular component (GO): t-UTP complex; small-subunit processome; 90S preribosome
Molecular function (GO): RNA binding; protein binding
Source: RefSeq, a predicted model, not a curated record
AUGACGCACGUCUCCCUGCACCGAUGUCGUUUCGUCGACUACACCCCCCCCCAGAUCACCUCUAUCGCAUUCACCCACCCCUCGACCCCAUCCUCCGCGCACCCCCCGCCACCGACGCUCCGCGCCGCAAUCGGCCGCACAAACGGCUCCAUUGAGAUCUGGAACCCGCUCGGCGGCUCCUGGCACCACGAGAGCACGCUCCAGGGCGGCCAGGACCGCUCCAUCGAGGGCCUCACCUGGGUGCAGGACCACGACGCCGCCGGGAAGGGCGCCCUGCGCCUGUUCAGCAUUGGGUACUCGUCUGUUGUGACGGAGUGGGAUCUAGCUGCGGGGCGGCCCAAGGCGCAUCUUGACUGCAACGGCGGUGUGAUCUGGAGCAUUGCUGCGCAGCCGCGCUGGGCCGGUGUGGAGGAGGAGGGUAGCGAGGAGGAGACCGCGCAGAAGAUCGUCGUGGGCACGGAGGAUGGUGCGUUGACGGUGGUGUCGACGGCCGGCGGCGCAAUGACGUAUGUGAGGGGUCUGAUGAGGGUUGGCACGUCGAAAUCGAGGGUGCUGUCGCUCGUCUGGAAGGACCGGUAUACGGUGGUUGCGGGGAUGGCGGACUCGACGAUCCGUGUGUGGGAUGUGAGGUCCGGAAGGUCGACAUCGAGGAUGUCGCUGAAUAAGGAAAAAGGCAGAGAGGUCCUGGUUUGGUCGGUGAAGGUACUGCCGAAUGGGGAUAUUGUCUCGGGAGACUCGAGGGGUGAGGUCUGCUUCUGGGAUGGGAAGAACUACACCCUCCAGCAGAGAAUCAAGAGCCAUGAGGGAGACUGCUUAGCAGUUGAGGUUGGCGGGAUCAAUGGCGAUACGGUCAUCUCUGGUGGUGUCGACAUGCGCACUAUUGUCUACAAGCACAUUGGUGGUGCAAGACGGUGGGGACAGACCGCGAGGAGAAGAUUCCACAAGCACGAUGUGAGGGCAAUGGCUGCCUAUGAGUGUGGCAAGUUUAGUGUCGUCCUUUCUGGAGGUGUCGACAUGACCCCCAUCGUUAUCCCCUUGCGCCAGUUCGCUGCAGAGCAUCAAUUGGCGCUUCCUGCGAUCCCCCAGACACCAAUAGUCACUACGGUUCCGGAACACCGCUUGAUGAUGUCCUGGUGGGGACGGGAAAUCAAGAUCUGGCGGAUCGAAGAGCUAGAUGGAGACGAGAUGUACCCUCUCACCGACCAGGAAGAGGAGCGCGGUAGAAAAUUAAUUAGUCGUAUUAUGCUUAAUAACGAAGAGAACCUUACAUCAGCGGCAAUCACUCCUGUCCCCGAAAGCGAAGACUUCGUUCUCGCAAUCUCAACAAUUGCCGAAAUCAAGCUCUUCCAUCUCAAGUCCAGCUCCUCCGAAGCUCUUCGAGUCCGAAAAAUCACGAUACCCACUACCCUAACCCUCGAGACCUCCGAAGAAGAUGAUGAGUCCGACGACGAGCCCGACGAAAUCGAGCUCGCAAAAGAAGGCGCCAGACUCAUCAAGUUCUCUCCAAACGGCAAAUCACUUCUAGUGAUCACCCCCGACUCGCGGAUUCUCACAGUAGCCCUCACCAUCUCCGGCGGUAAAGCACCCGUGUCAUUUACUGGCAGCGUACACGAGCUCGAGCGACAAGACCGCCCAAGCCCAGCAGUCAGCAAACAGCUAGUCCACAACUCCCAACAGAACUCCAAGAAGGGCAAGAACAAGAAGCGCCGGGUUGACGAAGGCUCCCUCCACCCCUACGACCGUACCAUCAACCGUGCUGCUUUCUCAAGCAACAGCAGCAUCCUCGCCGUCGCCGACCUCAGCGGCUGGAUUGACACCUUUGUCUUCAAAUCCGGUGUCUGGUCUGCCAACGAGAACGGCAUCACACUCCCCAAGCUCAAAUCCGCCGCCGCAGCGAUGGAAUUCCGCCCCUACGUACCUCCCAGCACACCCCCCCAACUCACAAUCACCGAGAAGGGCGUCGAGGUUGAAGAGCUCCCGGUGUCCCGAACCCCAGACGAAGAAGACCGCCUCCUUGUCGUCACCGCAAAAGACAACCACAUCCUCGAGUUCAACAUCCUCCAAGGACGCCUCUCCGACUGGUCACGCCGAAACCCCUCCGAGCGCCUCCCGCACGAGUUCAGGAUACAGAAAGACCGCGCCGCCGGCAUCGUCUGGGAGGUCUCCUCGCCAGGGAACGUACGAGCUUGGAUCUGGGCGACGUCAUGGGUAUGGAUGUUUGACCUCUCCCAAGACCUCCCCGCCACAGAAGCAGUCGAGGAAGUCACCGGCCAGAAGCGAAAACGCGACGCAAACGGCAGCAUCAAAGCGCCCAGCGAAUACGCCGUCAAGGGUGAGAGCGGAGCCGGUGACAAAGUCCUCCUCGGCCAAUCCCGUGGUCUCAUCUUCUCUACCUCCGCAAAGUCCGAGCAUCGCGGUAUCACCUCCGACGAUGAGGACGACGACGAUUCUGAGAUCCCCUUCAAGCUCAUUCGCGACAAUGAUGAGGACGAUGAGAAAGAGGAUGAUGAUGAGAACCUGCUGAGUAAUGGCGAUAACAAGAAGCUCGCAAAGCCGCAGCGGAAUAAGCCGUUCUGGAGAACAAACCGGUACAGAAACCUCAUGGCCUUCCUGCCCGUCGGCAGAAAAGAUGAGUUCACGUGGGGACCAUCCGGAGACCGCAUUGAGGCCAUGGAGAUGGUUGUAGUGGAGAGGCCCAGCUGGGAUAUGGAGAUGCCGCCGAGGUUUUAUCAGGGGACUGCUUAG